Molecule: messenger RNA, 1989 nt
Organism: Lichtheimia ornata
Lineage: Eukaryota; Fungi; Mucoromycota; Mucoromycetes; Mucorales; Lichtheimiaceae
Exons: 2
Coding region: 1-1989 (662 amino acids)
Molecular function (GO): protein binding
Source: RefSeq, a predicted model, not a curated record
AUGCAAGACCUCUUUUGGGUGAAUCUCUGUCAACCGAUCCCGCUCAUAGCAACUCACCACGAAUGCGACUCGAUUGUCACAGAAUCCACGCUUCGAAUUCGAGAAUGCUUGACACGCUUGACCACCUUGCUUGAAGAACGCUCAUUCGCACUCUUGAAAUGCGCUCAAUUUGACACAGCCUUGCGCGACACGAAUGCCAUUCUCAAACUUGAUCCGACAUUGGCUCUUGGUUACCUGCUGAAAGGGAAGCUGUACUCGUAUCAUGGCCAACAACGAAAGGCGAUCCAGGUGUUUGACCAAGGUCUUACUAUGGCAGGUGGAAUGGAUGAUGAUGAACAGCAACAUUAUCAGCAGCUAUUGAAGGCUAGAGCAGAUGCAGAGAUGAUGCAGCAAAAGGGUAUGGAUUUCAUCAGCAAGUUACCAUUGGAUGUUGUAUCGACCAGCAUUGUACCUUUGUUGAUGGAUGAUGUGAUUUGGAGCCAAAGAAAGCCAUGUCCAUACCUGCAAGUAUCGAGGAGUUGGCGUGAUCGAUUUGGUCGUGGCAAACUGUGUUAUCAUAUUUAUGGCAGCAACCCGUCUCCAACUCAGGUUGUUUCCUUAUCCAACAGCGUUCAAUCUUUGGUGAUUGACAAUUACAAUCCACAAGUUGGCUUUCAUUUUUCGCGCCAGCUGAGUGCUCUACGGCGUUUGUGGAUUUCAGGCAUUUCACCACGCAAUCAAUCGUAUUUCCUGGUUUCUCUAAGCAGAAUCGGUACAUCUUUGGGUGACUUGGAGAUUUCAUUGACACAAGGAACCAUGUUGAAUGUAGGGGAUAUCAUGGCACAAUGUCCUCACCUUUCAAGGUUGAUUACCUACGGGGUGGCGAACGGCGAUUUGAUAUCAACAUUACAUCCAUAUCCACACUUUACGCAACCUAUAUCAUCCCUUGUCAGCCUUGAACUCCGUGCAUUACGUACUCCAGUGAACCAUCAAUACGCGAUUUCAUUGCUUCAGUAUUAUCCUUCAUUGCAAUCACUCGUCCUGUAUCCAUGUCGUGAUUCUCGCUUCCUCCAAAUGAUAUACCAACAUUGUUCUUCCUUGCAGCAUCUGGUAAUCAGUACGCAGUCGAGAAUGACAAUACUUCCACAACCAUUACAGCACCAAGACAAUCAACAUGGACUACGAUCCUUGUGUAUUCAAGAUGAAAAUGGACAAUAUUACAACAUGGAAGACAUUCGACAAUGCAUGAUGACCCACAGUCUUACACUUGAAUCAGUCACCAUCAUGGUUGGCACGAGGCGUGAGGAUCUAGAUCCACCACCAGCAGUACAAUUUCCACGACUACGACAUCUACAUUGUUCAUUGGGUACAUCGGGUGGACCCCCAUUAUUUGGUUGGUGGAUACCUUAUCAUGCACCGAACUUGGAACAUGUGGUUUUGAAAAACACAUUUUGGCGAUCCCCCGAGCUUCUUGAAGCCCUUUGCAACAUGUCACAGAUUCGAUCCCUCGCACUGCAUGCUACUCAUGGUGCCAUUCCACCUCUUUUACGAUUGAUCGAAGCUAUGGGACGUCAUGGAUGCCUUGAGGAACUCGUUCUUUCUACUGAAUCACCCUUCAUCACGUACACUACGAUGAUACACGCGAUCGGCAAAUUGACACAUCUCAAACGCUUGACGCUUGGAAAAGGGAUGAUACCAUCCAAGCUUGAGGAAUCCAAUUAUAUGAUGUUCCACCUUGUUACCCAUUGCCACCAUUUGUGUGAAUUAGACAUUCAAGCCCGUAUGCAAAAUCUCGAUAUGUAUUUGCUGGUUCUAUCUACAUUGGACCAUCUUGAACGUAUUGCAUUCCUUGGUGUGGACGUUUCUACUUCUGGUAUUAAGGCUUUAGCGAGAUUUUCUCGGUUACGGCAUCUCACCCUUUAUGGAUUCGAGCAGCCAGAAUUGCAGCAUGAGCUGGAGCGAUUACAACAAACCCAUCCAAUGUUGAACAUAUCAUGGCGUUAUCUUUGA